Messenger RNA from Pseudophryne corroboree (corroboree frog), 598 nucleotides. RefSeq names its product gamma-crystallin 1-like. The record is from RefSeq and is a predicted model, not a curated record. The coding region runs from base 1 to 558 and encodes 185 amino acids. Gene Ontology annotation, biological process: visual perception; lens development in camera-type eye. The transcript is spliced from 3 exons. Gene Ontology annotation, molecular function: structural constituent of eye lens. Lineage: Eukaryota; Metazoa; Chordata; Amphibia; Anura; Myobatrachidae.
AUGGAAAAGCAAAUCCAUCGUUUGUCAAAUAUUCCCCAGAUCGUCUUCUACGAGGACAGGAACUUCCAGGGCCGCUCCCAUGAGUGCAGCAGCGACAGCUCCGAGCUGAAUUCUUACUUCAGUCGCUGCAACUCCAUCCGGGUGGAGAAUGGAAACUGGAUGAUUUACGAGCGUCCCAACUACACCGGACAGCAGUACUUUGUGAAGAGGGGCGAGUACCCGGACUGCCAGCACUGGUCCGGCCUGAGCGACUCCAUCAGGUCCUGCCGCGUAAUCCCCCAGCACCGAGGCUCCUUCAGGAUCAGGAUCUAUGAGAGGGAGGACUUUAGAGGUCAGAUGAUGGAGUUCACUGAAGACUGUCCUUAUGUGAACGAAGAGUUUAAUUACCACGACAUCCACUCCUGCAACGUCCUUGAUGGACACUGGAUCUUCUUUGAGCAGCCCAACUACAGGGGGCGUCAGUAUUACCUGAAACCCAGGGAAUACAGAAGAUUUACAGACUGGGGCGCCAUGAACGCAAGAGUCGGCUCCUUCAGACGCAUCACUGAUUUGUACUAAAAAUGCUGAAAGUUUUCCAUGUGCUUAAAUUAAUUACAAU